Messenger RNA from Myxocyprinus asiaticus (Chinese sucker), 3126 nucleotides. RefSeq names its product UF2 component of NDC80 kinetochore complex (gene nuf2). Lineage: Eukaryota; Metazoa; Chordata; Actinopteri; Cypriniformes; Catostomidae. The record is from RefSeq and is a predicted model, not a curated record. The transcript has 18 exons. The coding region runs from base 207 to 2114 and encodes 635 amino acids. Gene Ontology annotation, biological process: mitotic spindle organization; kinetochore organization; meiotic chromosome segregation. Gene Ontology annotation, molecular function: protein-containing complex binding. Gene Ontology annotation, cellular component: Ndc80 complex; kinetochore.
GUAGACGUGGGGUAUAAAGAUUCCUCCUACAUUCGCUGGCGAGGGAGGACGUUAAUUUCCUGGCUCAAGUCUUUCGAUAGAUUUGGACCACCUCCUCUCUUUGUCGUCACAUCACACCGCUACAAAAGCUACAUGGAGAAAUUGGACGCGGUCGAAACCGGCCAGCAAAGCGGAUCGGAAAGCGUCGUGUCAUCAGUAGAUGCGAAAUGAAGACCUUAAACGCGCUUAUACGGUCGGCGAGCUGCGUGUGUUCCCGGCAAGUCCAGCACGUCGCGGCGCCGAGGCGAUGCGGACUGUGCAGUAAGCCAAGCUUCGGGUUGUUGUUUGAUAUUGAUGGGGUUUUAGUCCGGGGGAAAACCCCCAUCCCAGCAGCAACGAGAGCUUUCCAGAAGCUGGUGGACUCAAAAGGGCAGUUUGUGGUUCCGGUUGUCUUUGUCACAAAUGCUGGCAACUGCUUGCGGCAGAAGAAGGCAGAUCAGCUGUCUCACAUACUGGGUGUUCCUAUAUCUCCAGACCAAGUCAUGAUGUCUCACAGCCCUUUGAGAAUGUUCAAGAAAUACCAUGACAAGUGUGUGCUGGUUUCUGGACAGGGUCCUGUGCUUGAUAUUGCCAAAAAUGUGGGCUUCACAAAUGUGGUCAGUGUUGACAUGCUGCGAGAGUCUUUCCCCCUGCUGGACAUGGUGGAUCACAACAGACGGCCCAAACUACCGUCUUCCCCUGUGGUGAACCUCCCCAGAGUUGAAGCAGGUAUGACUGAAAACACUUUCCCGGUGUACAAGGUGGAUGUCAUUGUGCAGUUCUACCGAACCGAAGUUUUGACUGGACAAGAGGCCAAACAUUUUACAAAGAAUGAUAUUACUCCCAACCCAAAGGCAGAAUCCAUUCAAAGACUCUACAUGAGAAUUUUGCAGCUUCUUUUUCGUUUCAGACCUGAGUGCCAUUACACGGUGCCCUUGUCUGAAAACGUUCAGUACCCAAUGCUGUAUGAAUGGGUUACUCCAAUCAUGAGUGUUUACAUGCGCAUGUGCCAGUUUUUACCAGUGUGUCAUGUGUAUGACUUUUCCUUGAAUGACUUGCUCAACCCCAAGGCAAAACGGACAAUCACAAUACUGAGCGCAAUCCAGAAUUUCCUUCACUUCAGAAAGCAGAGGUUGGAAAUUACUGCUGCCCACCAACAAAGUUUUCGCUCUGAUAUGGAUAGACUUCAGGCAUACACAAGGGAAAUAAAGGAAGCUGAAAAGAAGAUUGAGAAACUGACUACCAUACCACCAGAGCAGCAGGCAGAAGCUAAAGAGCUGGCGGCUGCAUUGGCAGAGCUGACAACCAACACACAGCAUGAAUAUCAGGAUGUGAGUGCAAUGAAUGAAAAGGUUGCACAAUGCAAGACAGAGAUUGCUGAAAUAUCACAGAAACUGAGUCAAAGGAGAGUAGAUGUGGCAACACUGAAGGAUGAGCUAUCCAAGCUCAAGUCUCAGAUUGUGGAGUCACCAGAGGAGCUCAAAAGUGAAAUGGAAAAGAUGAAAGAAAAUGUGAAAAGCAUCAAGAUGUCAAAAGAGCUGGCAGAUGAAAGGCUUGUGGAACUACAGAUGCUGGUGCAGUGUGCAAGUCAGGUGGAGGCAGAAAUCCAUGUUAUUCUCAAACAGCUGCAGGACUUGCAGAGUAGCAUGUACAAGACCAAUCAGCAGAAAGAGGAGUUCCAGAGCUUAGCAGCUAUGAAUGAAGCCCUACAGAAAGAACUAAAGAGUCUGAGCACUGAGGAGGCCCAGCUGAAGAGAGCACUAUCCAUGAAACUAGACAAAGAGUCUAAACAACAGAUCCGUCGACUGAAGAAGAAAGAGGUGAAAGAUCAACAGGUCAAAAAUAUUUAUGGGCAAUAUGACCAAAUCCACCUGAAACGGGAGGAAGUUGUGAAACUAAUAGAAGAAAGCAACCGUGAAACUAAACAAUUCAAGGAAAAGAUGCAGAAGCUUAGAGAGAAGUGCAACCAGCGGACUCACAAAGCUCAGGAGAUCUAUGAACGCCUCCUUACUACUUUGGAGCAGUACAACAAGAGGAUUGAAAGCAUUGUGGUGGAUACUAAUGCAGACAUUUUAAAAAUUAAAUCCCAUUUCUAGAAUGUAAUUAUUUCAUUCUUUAAGUUCCUGAUCUUUGUUAAAUGUCUGUUGUUUCAUAGCUAUGUAAAUAUACCUUUCUUUGGUUAAACAAAAUAAAAAUAUGAUUAAAUGUUAUAACAUCUGCAUUCCAGUUACUCGUUUUCAGGGGUGUAAAGUAAUGAAUUACAAAGACUCUUAUUACUGUUAAGUACUUUUAUGUAGUUUAAAAAUUGUAUGUUUUUACUUUAGUGCAUUUUAAGGUCUGUAACCGUACUUGUAUUGUGCUACUUUCCCUCUGUUUGUGACUUACCUGUCCUGAUUCUACCAGCAAAGGGCACCUGGAUUUGAACAUCUUGACCUGCAGUCAUAAGCUCUACCACUGAGCUAUACCCCCUUUUACCAGCUCCUGAAUAAAACUAACUUCAUUAGCAGAGGGCAACUGGAUUUGAACCAGAGACCUCUUGAGCUGCAUUCAAAUGCUCUACCACUGAGCUAUACUCCCUUUAUCAGGCUUUUGUAAGCACCUGAAUAAAAACAACAAUGAAUUUAUCGGCUUAUUGGUUUAUGGACAUUAUUAAUAUCAAACAUUAUAAUUAUCUUGAUUAUACCACUGUAUACCAACACUUAAAAUAGUGCAUUUUAUGCUACUGUAUAAUUUUGCCUACCACUGAGUUAUACCCCCAAUGUCAUCCUAUUGUAAGCAUGUGGAUAAAAGCAUUAAUGACUGCAUUUUGUUAUCUUAUAGGUUGUGGACAGCAAUAAUAAUAAUCAAUAGCUUGAUUAUACCACUGUGCUAUACCCCCAUUUUACUAGCUGCUGAAUAAAAACAAUAAUGAAGUAAUUGUAUUGGCUUAUAAAUGGAUAACACUGUUAAUAUCUUGAUUAUACCAAUGUAUAGCAGCUCUGAAGUGCUGCAUUUUACUCUACCCUACAACUUUACCAGGAGGGGGCACCUGGAUUAGAAAGUGGAAAUCUUGAUCUGAAGUCAAAUGCUCUACCACUGAACUAUUUGUAAUCACCAGAAUAAAAACAA